Messenger RNA from Anneissia japonica, 387 nucleotides. RefSeq names its product serine/threonine-protein kinase SMG1-like. Lineage: Eukaryota; Metazoa; Echinodermata; Crinoidea; Comatulida; Comatulidae. The record is from RefSeq and is a predicted model, not a curated record. Gene Ontology annotation, molecular function: protein serine/threonine kinase activity. Gene Ontology annotation, biological process: nuclear-transcribed mRNA catabolic process, nonsense-mediated decay; phosphorylation.
GCGCUAUUUGAUGAGGUGUUGCAGAAAGUUGUAAGUGCACUAAUCAUGGUACAUUGCCCCGAUACCAUCACAGGCUUAGUACAAUGGAGCUCUAACUUCACUGCUAAACCAUAUGCUUGGACCAAUGCAUGUACUGUACAUGCAGAGGGAAAGUAUGAACUAGCAGCUUUAGAAUACAUGGAUAGCCUAAGACGUUACUUACAAGUUGAUGAUCAAGUGAACGAGGUAAUGAUGUGCAGAUUUCCAAGAUUACUGGAUUUAACAAGUGGUAUUGCCAACAGUUCCAGGAACAUGAAGGGAGAAGAUACUCAACCAAAGAAGAUACUUACUAGGCUUGCUGACUCACCUGUACCAAAUCAAGUUGUUAUUGAAUUUAUGAUUAAACAG